Messenger RNA from Lodderomyces jiufengensis, 3012 nucleotides. RefSeq names its product protein kinase. Gene Ontology annotation, biological process: intracellular signal transduction; microtubule cytoskeleton organization; protein phosphorylation. Gene Ontology annotation, cellular component: cytoplasm. Bases 1 to 3012 code for a protein of 1003 amino acids. Gene Ontology annotation, molecular function: protein serine/threonine kinase activity; ATP binding; tau-protein kinase activity. The record is from RefSeq and is a predicted model, not a curated record. NCBI's taxonomy places the organism in Eukaryota, Fungi, Ascomycota, Pichiomycetes, Serinales, Debaryomycetaceae. The transcript has a single exon.
AUGACUACAAAUGUUGUAAUAUCAAAUACAACUGAUUUAUUUUCUAAUAAUAAUCAAGAUUAUUUACCAAAAAGAUCAAAUUCAAGACACUCAUCAAAUUCAUCAUCAUCAAAUUAUAACAAUAUUAACAAUAACUAUACUUCAAAUACUGAAAAUUCGAGUCUUAACAAUAAUAUACCGCGUGUUGUAAAUGAUAAUAUGCAACAACAAUAUCAACAGCAACAACAGUACCAAUAUCAACAACAGCAGUAUCAACAAUAUCAACAACAACAACAACAACAACAAUCAGCACCUACGUCUUCAUCUUCUUCAACUACAAUAUCAACAAUGGCUGGAUCAAACUCAUCUACAAAUUUAUCAAAAAGAGUACAUAGAGAAGUUAGAUUUGGUUCAUAUAUUUUAGGAUCAACUUUAGGUGAAGGAGAAUUUGGAAAAGUUAAAUUAGGUUGGAGAAAAGAUGGUAAAAUUCCAAGUCAAGUUGCAAUAAAAUUAAUUAAAAGAUCAACUAUUGUAAAAGAUUCAGAUUCUGAAAUUAAAAUUCAUAGAGAAAUAAAUUCAUUAAAAUUAUUAAAUCAUCCAAAUAUUGUAAAUUUAGUUGAAGUUAUGAAAAGUGGGAAAUAUGUGGGGAUAGUUUUAGAAUAUGCUUCAGGUGGUGAAUUAUUUGAUUAUAUUUUACAACAUAAGUACUUAAAAGAAUCAAUAGCUAAAAAAUUAUUUGCUCAAUUAGUUAGUGGAGUUGAUUAUAUGCAUUCGAAGGGGUUAAUCCAUCGAGAUUUAAAAUUAGAAAAUUUAUUAUUAGAUAAACAUAAAAAUGUUAUAAUAAGUGAUUUUGGAUUUGUAAAUUCUUAUAAUAAAGAUCGUAAUGAUUUAAUGAAAACAAGUUGUGGAUCCCCAUGUUAUGCAGCACCAGAAUUAGUAUUAACUCAAACACCUUAUGAAGGCAGAAAAGUUGAUAUAUGGUCAUUGGGAGUAAUAUUAUUUGCAAUGUUGUCCGGAUAUUUACCAUUUGAUGAUGAUCCAGAAAAUGAAGAUGGUUCAGAUAUUAUUAAACUUUAUCAUUAUAUAUGUAAAACUCCAUUAACUUUUCCAGAAUUUGUAAGUCCAUUAGCAAGAGAUUUAUUAAGAAAAAUUAUAGUUUCUGAUCCAAAGAAAAGAAUUAAUAUUGAAGAAAUUAGAACUCAUUCAUUUUUAAGUUCAUAUUCUCAAUUAUUAUCAAUUAGACAACCAGAUUGGGAUAGAAUUUAUAAAGAAAAACAAAAACCAAUUGUUGUUGAACCUCAAGCACCAACUUAUAAUAAACGUUAUUCAAUGGUCAAUAUUCCAACAUAUUCAUCAUCAUUGGUUGGUUCAUCAAUGCAACAUCAAUAUUCACAAAUUAAUCAAAUCCAUCAACCUCAAUCACAAUCACAACCACAAUCACAACCACAAUCACAACAAAGUCAACCAAUAUCAUCACAUUCAAGAUCUUAUUCAUCAACUAGUAUUAGUUUAUUGUAUGCAUCACCAUCAAUGUCAAAUGGUACUAAUUCUCAUCAUCCAUCAGAUUCAACUGAUACAUUAGCAUUAUCUAAAACUCCUUCACCUAAAAAACCAUCAUCAGUUUCACCAACAAGAGGUCAUCAAAAAUCUGCAUCAAUAUCAAAUUCAACUUCAAGUGCAAGUUUUGCUUUGAAGGCAGUUGUACAUGAUGAUAUAUUAUCAUCAAGACCAACUAUUUUAGCUAGCAACAAUAAUUAUACAAGUGCAUCUACUAUAUCAACAAUUGUUGAAAGUCCAACUAAACCACAACAUUCAUUUGAUCAACAACAAGGUAGAACAACACCAAUAUUAUUACCACCAAAAGAAUUUGCAAAAUUACCUCAUGCAACUAAAAAACCAAGACCAACAUCAUAUCAUCCAUCUUCAAUGUCAUCAAUAAUGCCAACAUAUAAAGAAAUUAUAAAAUUACCAAAUAAUUCAAAUAAUUCUACAAAUUCAGUAACUCAAUAUAUUUCAACUUCACCACCAAAAGAAAUAUUUAAUGCAGAAAGAUCUCAACAACUGAGUAGAAGAAAUUCAGUUGUAACUCAUUUGAAUGUAAAUGGGGUCUUAACAAAAGAACAUCAUCAAAUUAUAAAUGAUUCUCCAGAUAAUAAAAGAAAUUCAGUAUUAAGUUAUUUAGAAGAUAAAAUUGAAGCAUUAGAUUUGACUGAUUCUCAUUCUCAUUCACCAACAAAAGAGCAAUCACCAUUAAGUGCUGUAGAACCGGUAACUUCUAAAGAUAACGAAGAACCAGUCAAAGAAGAAAAUGAUGUAGAAACCGAGAAGGUUGAAGUAGACACUAAAUUGGUAGAAAUUGAAAAUGAAACUGAUAAUAAAGAUAAAGAAGUUGAACAAAAACAAGAGACGCCAGUUGAAGAAUUACCAGCACCAGUUGAAGAAUAUAUUGAAAAAUUAGCAUCACAAACUUCAGAUAUACUUGACACGCCGGCACCAGCAACUGAACCAAAAGAUAAAUCACCAAAACCAACUAUGAUCAUUCCAAAACCAACAACAAAAGUGAGUAGAAGACAUAGUAUAAUAUCAAGAAGAUCAAUAUCAACAAAUAAAAGUGAUGAGAAUAAAGAAAAUAAAGAAAUUAUAUCAAAAGAAGCUAAAAAGAAAAAUAGAUUUUCAUUAUUAUCAUUUUAUUCAACUUACAAUAACAACUCAUCAAAUGUUUCAUUAUCAUCAUCAACAAAUAAAGAUAUUUUAACUAGUAACACCAACAUUCAAGGUUCAUCAAAACCAAGAAAAGCAUUAGGACCAUCAAAUGAAUCGAAUAUACCAAAACAAUCAACAACUUCAUCAAAACAACAAAGAGUCAAUUCAUCAAACUCGUCAACAUCUACUAAAAGACAAUCAAUUCUAGAAGUUCCUCAAUCAAAUAAUUCUAAUGGUGGUGCAAAUAGAAAUAAUGAGACAAAAGAAUCAAGUACUGCUAAAAAAGUAAUGGAUUUUUUCAAAAGAAGAAGUAUAUAUAAUGUAGUUUAG